Messenger RNA from Neolamprologus brichardi, 5698 nucleotides. NCBI's taxonomy places the organism in Eukaryota, Metazoa, Chordata, Actinopteri, Cichliformes, Cichlidae. The record is from RefSeq and is a predicted model, not a curated record.
AUGAAGCUGCUGAAGCCGAGCUGGGUGAGCCACAACGCCUGUGUGAACUGUGUGCGCUGGUCCAACAACGGGCUGUGUCUGGCCUCCGGAGGAGACGACAAGCUGGUCAUGGUGUGGAAGAGAGCCGCGUUCAUCGGUCCCAGCACAGUGUUUGGGUCAAGCAGCAAGUUGGCCAAUGUGGAGCAGUGGAGGUGUGUCACGAUCCUGAGGAACCACACUGGAGAUGUGAUGGACGUGGCGUGGUCUCCUCAUGACGUGUGGCUGGCCUCCUGCAGUGUGGAUAACACCAUUGUGAUCUGGAACGCUCGCAAAUUUCCAGAGAUGGUCACUACUCUGCGAGGACACACUGGCCUGGUGAAAGGCCUCACAUGGGAUCCAGUGGGGAAAUACAUCGCGUCCCAGGCUGACGACCACAGCCUGAAAGUGUGGCGGACGGUGGACUGGCAGAUGGAGGCGAACAUCACCAAACCUUUCAGUGAGUGCGGUGGGACGACCCACGUCCUGCGUCUGUCCUGGUCUCCAGACGGUCAGUAUCUUGUGUCGGCUCAUGCAAUGAACAACUCCGGCCCCACCGCUCAGAUUGUGGAGAGAGAUGGCUGGAAGACUAAUAUGGACUUUGUGGGCCACCGUAAAGCUGUCACCGUGGUGAAAUUCAACCCAAAGAUUUUCAAGAAGAAGCAGAAGAACGGCAGCUCUCCGAAGCCCAGCUGUCCGUACUGCUGCUGCGCCGUCGGCAGCAAAGACCGAUCGCUCUCUGUCUGGCUCACCUCACUGAAGCGCCCUCUUGUGGUCAUCCAUGAUCUUUUCGAUAAAUCCAUUAUGGACAUUUCCUGGACAUUGACGGGUCUGGGGAUGUUGGUUUGUUCGAUGGAUGGCACAGUCGCCUAUUUGGACUUCUCCCUGGAUGAACUGGGAGACCCGCUGAAUGAAGAGGAGAAGCUCAUCUGGCAGAAUCUUUUGAAGAAGCAGGUGGAGACGAGAACAGCAGAUGGCAGAAGAAGAAUCACACCGCUCUGCAUUGCUCAGCUGGACACGGGGGAUUUCUCUCCGGCUUUGUUCAACAGUGUUCCCAUCCUGCCCUCGGGCUCAUCCAUGUCCAGCCAGCUCACCCCCCAGCUCAGCUCCGACUCCAGCCCAGGACAGGCCUCUUCUAUGGGGCUUAAGCCCACACACGACCCCAUGCUUACCUCACCUCCUCCCAACAACACUGCUAAGCCAAUGGAGGACAACAAUGAUGGUGUCAAGUCCAGUCUGCUGCUCACCUCUGCCUCCAAGAUUGAGCCAAUGAAAGCUUUGGACUCCAGGUUUACAGAGAGGUCAAAGGCCACACCAGGCGUGACGGCCGCCAUUUCGUCCACAGCUGGACUCACACCGUUAGACAGCAGCAGGCCGAAAGACGGCGUCACCGCCCAGAAGGAGGCAAAAACCAAAGAAGAGACCAGCAGUGACAGCGAGGAUAAGAUGGCUGCCAUCAACAAGAACUUGACAUUUGGCAAGAGGAAACCAGAGCUGCUGCUGGAUGGAGGAGAGGUGUUGGAGAAGAGGAGGAAGGGACGGCCCAGGAAAGACAAGAUGGCUGCUUCCAUGGCCCAACCUUUCACUCAGCAGAUAACUCCUCCCGUGGAACGGGAGCCCAGCAGGGUUGUAGCUCCUCCAGCUCCUGUCGCUGUUCUCAAACUACCAACACCAAGUACACAGAAGGCCUUCAGUCUGCAGGUGAGCAUGGAGCCCUCAGUGUUCCUGGAGGUGGAGAAUGAGGUGUCCAUGGUUGCAGGUUCGAAGCUCAGCCAGCUGCGAUGCUCCAGAGACGGACGUGACUGGAACACGCUCCUGCCCAGCUCUGUGGUCGUUGCUGCAGGCAGCAGUGACAUCCUUGCAGUCGCCUGUGAGGACAGGAUGUUGUCAGUCUUCUCUUCCUGUGGGCGGCGACUCCUUCCUGCCAUUCAGCUAGGCACGCCUGCGUCUGCCUUACACUGCUCUGCCCACUACGUCAUGGUUCUGACCGCUGGAGCGACUUUGUCCGUGUGGGAUGUUCAGAAACAGAAGGUUCUGGUCAAGAACGAGUCUCUGCUGACUGUUUUGUCUGGUGCUGACACUACAGUGUCCCAGUCUCUGCUGACUCAGCAGGGAGUUCCAGUCAUUGGACUGUCCAACGGGAAGUCGUACUGCUUCAGCUCCUCUCUGGAGACAUGGACUCUGAUAGCAGAUAAAAGUGACUCUCUGGUUCAGUGUGCUGACUUCAGGAGCUGCCUGCCUAGCCACGACACACCGGUGUCCUCUGGGCCUCUGGCUGUCAUGCAGGGACGCAACCUCAAUGCCGGUCGGCUGGCUUCCCGCCUCUCCUCCACCCCUCACCACCUGCAGCAGAGCAUGACGCUGGCCUUCCUGGAGAAUCAGCUGGCGUCUGCUUUGACUCUGCAGUCAGCACAGGAGUAUCGCUACUGGCUGCUCAUCUAUGCCCGUUUCCUCGUCAAUGAAGGCUCAGAGUAUCGCCUCAGAGAACUCUGCAAGGAGCUCCUGGGUCCCGUCCACAAAUCAGCGGCUACAUCCUGGGAGCCCACCACACUGGGUCUACGUAAGCGUGAGCUGCUGCGGGAGGUCUUGCCCGUCAUCGGUGAAAACCUUCGAUUCCAGAGACUGUUCACUGAGUACCAGGAUCAGCUGGAGUUGCUGCGCAACAAAUAGCACGCGCUGCUACGCAGACAGAAACUGACACAAACACACACGGACUUAAAACAGUUCGGUUUGCCUCGGCUCAGCUCCGGUAAACUUCGACUGCUUUCUUCAACUUGAAACGCUGCUCUGGCUCAGACCUGAAAAGCACGAGCUGGGUGUCUUCUGAGAACUUUAACAUCAGCCGGUCCUCAGCUUUUUGAGCGCUGGGACUUUUCAGUGCUGUCGUUCACCACACAGUUUUUUUUUUUCUGGUUUUCAGUUUCAAUUCUCCUCUCCUGUCUUUAUUCCUUCUAAAUGUGAUCUUUUUGACCUAUGCACCUCCUGCCCUCCUAAUCAUGAACCUAGAAAAGGUAACUCAAGGGAGAUGGUGAUAGAAACGGUCGUCAGGUGCAGCAUCAGCAGCUGUAUGGAGUCAUUCUCAGAGGUCUUGGAGAGAGAUCAGAGGUAAAAUGUAAAGAGAAAUGUAAAUUAGAACAGAUUUAUAGGAGCAAUAUGCUUGCACCAAAGUGAUGCCAAUUUAGUGAGAAAUAGUCUCUCACCUGCAUCUGCCAGGUGAAGGAAAUGAAGGGCAUCCAGACUACGGAUCAGCUGGGUUUUUACAGGUUGGUAUUCCCGAGUAUACCAUUAUCUUUAAAAUCAGCAGUUCUCAUACCAAAAUGCAAAAAGGGUGGUAAAAUGCAAGGCCAUGACUGAAAUGCAGGAUUGUUGUCUGUGAAAUAAAAUUGGAAAAAUGAAAAAAGAAUUUGUGCACAAACAUUAAGCAGAAAUUUAUGUACGCACUAAACUAUGGCUAUCUGUGAGUCUGCACCUUCGAUUGGUGCAUUCGCCAUUCUUUGGUCCUCCCUCCACUGAAUAAGCUUUUACAUUCUGUAAUCUCUCCACAGUGUAGCUCCAUUCUUAGCUGUUUAAAAUAGAUUUUGUUUGUAAAAGGAUAAUCCUUCACUUCUGCAGAGAUGGGCUGGCGCAUCUAGACGAAGGUGAUUUUAAAAAAGUCAUCGUCCUACAGAGAAUGGGAUCGGGUGCAACUGGGAAACAACGUCUGACGCUAUGACUGAUCAUUAGGCUAAGCCAGUAUCAAAUCUCAGAAUCUCUGGCUGCACUAAAAUCAUCGUAAACACAAAUUCAGACAAAAUAAAGUUCUUAAAAAAUGAACGAAGCACCAGAUGGUUUAGGGCAUUGCAGGAAUCCCUGGUAGAUGUGCAAUAGUUGUACAUCGGUACAAGCUCUUGGUGCUAGACAUUGUUUGUAAACUGUUAGUGCCGAGUGUUACAGGUCGAGAGAAAGAAUCAGCUUAUGGAAUCAAAAUUUCUUCAUUAUUUUUUUUAACUGUUUUCUCAACACAAGACACGUUUUAGGGUGUUGAGAAAAUGGUUCUGUUUUCAGGCCGGUCUUAGUCAUUGCACGGUGUUAUACGGUGGCUGAAUGAAUCAUAAGGCACAAUAUUAAAUUAACCCAACAGUAGGCCUUUCAGACAUGGGUAACAUGGCUGACUUACCAGUCUGUUACAGUAAUGGCACUCUGUCAUUCGUAGGGCACUUUUACACUUUAACUGUGGCGUCAGACAGACUUACUGACAGCGGUGAAACAAUGCAAAGUGAUGUGAUGUGCAAGAAAUUUGUCAUAGUUGCAAAAGUCUUGACGCGCAUUUGGUAACAAGUAUUUUUGGUAUUAUCUCCAAAUCGAACCCACAGACUGUAUAAAAGAUGUAUGCCGUUAAACCUGCAGUCUAAUAUUGGCCACCAGAGGGCGAUAAAGAGUUCUAGUCCUUUGGGAAAGCUGCCCUUAUACUUGACCUCUGUAAAAACUUUGCUGGUGAGUUAAAGGUCUCAGUCAAUCAUUUCAGGUCUUUGUCAACGUCAAGAUUAUUUUGUAAAUUUCGCUUAUGAUUUCACAGUUGUUUGGUUUUUGCUCGUCACACCCAGUUUCAAAACACCAAGAUGGCAACAGCGAAAAAGCUUCUCUCGAAUCUUCAAAUUGUGACCACAGAAGAAUGUUUUCAUGUAGAAAACUGUAAUAAUGAAGCCACAUGCUAUCAUACAAGUUCUGCUUUUUUUUUGUUUGUUUUGUUUUCUGUCAUGUGUAAUCUGUUCAAACUUUGCAGUGAUGAAUUUUUCCUCUGUCCAGCUGAGCAACAUUGCUGGCCCGCUUCAGUCUAAAAGUGACCAGUGUGCGGGCUCAGAAUGAUGGAAAUGGAAAGAGGCUAAUCACAGUUAAAAAAUCUCUUAACUCGCAUGUCCAGAGUAGCUGCAGGGUUUUAUUUUUCUGAACUCCACCAAAAAUGGUUCUGGAUUUGUCAGAUAAUUAUGUCUUAUAUUUGAAACAUGUGGACAUUUCAGGAGACCAGACUCGGUGAAAUGUUCUGUAUAUGUGUUUUUUUUUUUUCCCACUUGGUUUGUAAAUAAGCUGAACUCAGAAACACAACCAGAGCCGGUAAAGGCUCAGAUUUCUCUUGAUUUCUCUUCACUUUUCUCUGCUGCUGUGCAAGAAUCACUGCUUUCAAUUCAGGAUUAAGGAGGGAAAAUUGUUUUCUGAUAUCCAUUAACUUGACAUUUGACCCAAAGGUCAUGAAACCCAGUGACACAUUAAUGAAGUUCAUUUACCUUAAUAGUACGUGUGUUUAGCCUUUUGUUAGUCUGCAGCAGCAUUAAUGCACUCCUCUGCCUGCUCUGUGUGAUCACACAGGAAGCUUGUUUAGUGUUACAUUUCACUUCUGAGUGUGGUAAGCAGCACAGAGGAAUCCCUUUUACUUAACACCCCCCACCCAUUUUUUUUUAUCUUUUCUUCUUCUUUUUUUUAUCUGUACAGAACUUCCUUCCUUAUUUGUUUCAUUUCUUUUUGUUGUUGUUUUUUUCGGGGGGGUUUCGCUGUCAGUCAUUUUUAAAUGUUUCUACAAGACGUUUUGUUUGAUUUGUUUUCAAUUUGUAUAAGAAAAAGAAAAAAUAACCAGAGACAAGCUGAAGUUUUUGCUUUGGAAAAAAAAGAGGAACGAUUAAACAAAUGAGGAACAGUUGUGGCUUGUUAA